Molecule: messenger RNA, 1714 nt
Organism: Coffea arabica (coffee)
Lineage: Eukaryota; Viridiplantae; Streptophyta; Magnoliopsida; Gentianales; Rubiaceae
Source: RefSeq, a predicted model, not a curated record
AAGAGGAAGAAGAAGAAGGAGGAGGGGUGCUUCGGGGGUGCGGGACCAAGUCCCGAACUACUGCCAACCUGCGAAAAUGCCGGAUUAACUGUCCUUGCCUUCUCCCUUCCUUCCUCCAUUCCAUAUCUUCCUCCUCUUCUCAAAUUCCAUCCUUGCAACUGCAUUUUUUUAUUAUAAUAAAAUCGUUGUCACUAAUCUAUUGUCCACCCCUUACACGCAUCCACAUACAUUUGUUUGCACUUUGCGGGAACUUGAUUCCUCUAUUGUACAUUGCUGCCAGUAAUAAUCCAAUUACACUACAUAUUAGCUUAUAUAUGCACGUCCCUCUUGGCUGGUCUUUGCAGUUUGGCGGAUCGGGUUAUCAACUAUUAUCUCCCUUUCUCUUACACGCCAAGAUUUGACCGUAAGCCGAUCUCUCUACCAUUUCAGGAUGAGAAACAUGUUGUGGAGCCAUAUGUUGGCUUCCUCAUGAACUGGGGGAAAAUAGAUGGACUCAGCAAGAAGUUGGUUCCAGAAGUUUCAACCACGCGAGCGCUUUAAGUCAUCAUCAAAGAAGAAGGAUUCAAUGGCUAACAGUGGAAGGGAAGAUCCAAAGUCUUUAUCAUCUGAAGAUGCCUCCAAUAUAACGAAACAAAAGGUUGCCGCAGCAAAGCAAUAUAUAGAGAACCAUUACAAGGCGCAGAUGAAAAAUUUGCAAGAAAGAAGGGAGCGACGAACUCUACUGGAGAAGAAGUUGGCAGAUGCUGAUGUUUCAGAGGAAGAUCAAAAUAACCUGCUAAAAUUUCUGGAGAAGAAGGAAACUGAAUAUAUGCGUCUCCAAAGGCACAAAAUGGGGGCUGAUGACUUUGAGUUACUAACGAUGAUUGGGAAGGGUGCAUUUGGGGAGGUAAGAGUUUGUAGAGAAAAGACUACAGGUCACGUGUAUGCCAUGAAAAAGCUAAAGAAAUCAGAAAUGCUGCGUAGAGGCCAGGUUGAGCAUGUGAAAGCUGAAAGGAAUCUGCUUGCAGAGGUUGACAGCAAUUGCAUCGUCAAACUGUAUUGUUCGUUUCAAGAUGAAGAGUACCUCUAUCUCAUCAUGGAAUACUUACCCGGUGGAGAUAUGAUGACAUUACUAAUGAGAAAGGAUACCUUAACUGAGGAUGAGGCGAGAUUUUAUGUGGCAGAGACUGUUUUGGCUAUUGAAUCGAUUCAUAUACAUAACUACAUUCAUCGAGACAUUAAACCUGACAACUUGCUUCUAGAUAAAUAUGGUCACUUGAGGCUGUCAGAUUUUGGAUUGUGUAAACCAUUAGACUGCAGUACUUUGCAAGAGAAGGAUUUUUCAACAGGAGACAGCUUUAAUGGAACAUCAAGAGUUGAUGAGCAGCCUGCAGCUCCAAAACGCACGCAGCAAGAGCAACUCCAACAUUGGCAGAAAAAUAGAAGGAUGCUUGCUUAUUCGACUGUUGGUACACCUGACUAUAUUGCUCCAGAAGUUCUGCUGAAGAAAGGUUAUGGCAUGGAAUGUGAUUGGUGGUCACUUGGAGCUAUUAUGUAUGAAAUGCUCGUGGGAUAUCCACCAUUCUAUUCUGAUGAUCCUAUGUCAACAUGUAGGAAGGAAGUAAAGCCUUAUGUUAUUCAUAGGAAUUAUGAUGAUGCUCUGGCCACUCAUUUAGUUUUGUUCAAGAUUCCUGUUUCAUUUUGCCUAGUUAUUUUGGUGCUCAGAAAAUUUUAG